Molecule: messenger RNA, 219 nt
Organism: Iphiclides podalirius (scarce swallowtail)
Lineage: Eukaryota; Metazoa; Arthropoda; Insecta; Lepidoptera; Papilionidae
Source: the annotation of a GenBank genome assembly
AUGGCGACGACUGGAGUUGGUUUUCGGUGGUUAGAUAUCUUAGAAAAGGAGUUCGAUAAAGCAUGUGUCGAAUUAGAUACGUCUUUAUCGGAUUUGGAAUCAGAAGAUCCAGAAACGGUGUUUUCUGCUCGUCAAAAGAUAGCAACUCUCAGCUCAUGCUUUGCUCAAUUGACUCACAAAGCCCUCACCAUUUUCCAGAACAGUGCCAAAUUAGAGUUC